AUGCCAUCCCCGCCCAUCACCGACUAUACAGCGUUCCGGGAGCGCCUUGGCUCGCGCGCCGAUGCCGACACGGAGGCACUCUAUGAUGACGAGGCCAUGGCAUCGAGCCGGCCCGCGUCGCCCCCGCUGCAGCGCCGCCUCUCACAGUUUGCUCGAAGCAUGCCUCAGAUGCGCUCCGUGUCGUCGCUGGGACAUGCAUCGCAGAGUGCGUCGCGGAGGGGGGGGCUCACCGGAGCGAUAGAGCCGCGAGCGCCCGCCCAGACCGACGGGUCGCCUCGGGCUUGGCGCACCAGCUCCGUGCCGAUGCAGUCGCUCGCCGAGAGCAGGGAGCCGUCGAACAGCUUGUUUGAUGAGUGCCUCCUUGAUGUUCAUCGCUCGAUGACGUCGUCGCCGAUGCCCCUCCAGAACGACAUGUUUUUGAUCCCGUCGUAUGCCUCCUCCCGACACGAGAAAAGCCAUGCGAGCUCGCCGAGCGACUCGGUACGCCCCGCGCCAGCGACGGCGCCGAGACAGUCGCGCGUGGCGGAGAAUGUCGUGCUGGUGCUCGAGCCGGCGACGCGCGCCUUGCACAUGUUUGGCCCGCUGCACCUCACAGGGAGCUACUCGCUCUCGGGUACCGUCAAGCUCAGUCUGCCACACGCCACGAGUGUCUGCGACAAUAUCGACGUGCUGUCUCUGCGUGUUGUGUUCACGGGCUACUCGUUGUAUGUGGACGGAUCCGGCCGCUACUCGUGUGUGCGGCUGUGCGAGGUGGCCAAGGAGCUUGUCGAUACGCCGAUGUGCGUCAAUCUCCCGCCGAACGGCCCGCCGAUGCUCGAUGCCCUGUUCGAUGUGUGUGCGCCAGGAUGGCUGCCUGCGUCGAUUAGUACGCGCACCGUGAGCACAUUUUACUGUUUGCAAGCGAUGGUCGUCCUGCGCGAAAACCCCCCCAUCGCCUCGUCUCUGCUGCUGGAUGUGGACACGUCGGCCGGCCAGCUCCCGCCGAUCACGGUGCGCAGCGCGCCGAUCCUGGUGGUCGUGAACCGCACGCGCGACGUUGUGUCGAUCCCUCUCGCGCAGCGCGCCGAGUUUAGCGGCGUCGAUGUGCCGCUAAGCGGAAAUCCAUUCCGCAAAACCGAGACGAACCCCUUCCGCCGGGGCGCCAAGCCAGCGCCGACGGGCCCCGCCGCGGACCUGCCGAAGCAGGCGCCCGAGGCGCCUGCUGCCGGCAACGCGAGCGCAUCGACGGCGCGCCAGCGCAGCACGCCGGACCGUCCGCCGCCCGCACAGGCGACCCUGCGGCACUACUCUCACAUGCCCCAGCUGCAUCUGCCGACGCCGUCCGUGAUCCAGGGCACCAAGUACGAUUUUUUGCCGCUCAAAAUUACGCUCUCUGUCCCGUCGCAUUGUGCGACGCAUGCGUCGGCGCGGGGCGAGCAGGCGCCCCUGGUAUUUGGGCUGCAUAUCGCGCUGGACCCGCUUUGGCAGCAUGCUCGGUACUGGAGUGAUUUGCGGCUGUGUGAGCUGGAGGCGGCGUGUGUGCAAAUGGAAAAGUACAGCUCGACCCUAUCGCGCAGCUACUGCACGGCGUUUGCGCUGCCGACUGAUGGGAGUACGAACGUGAGCGCCGCACGACUGCCGGUGUUCGAGCAGGUGCCGCGGCAGCUGGGUGUCGCGACGCCCCAGAGCGCCGCUGUGCAGCCGGGUGUGCCGGGCAUGCAUCCGUACCACCGCUCGCUGGUCGACUACCGCGUGCGCCUGGAAAAAAAUGGCGCUGCACCGACAGAGCGGCAGAAUGGGGUGGAAAGAUUCCGCGCCUACACGGUCGGCCCGCUCCCUGACCGUGAUCGGGAGCGCAGCGGCGCUCAUCCGGGCACCAAGGACAAGUCAACGCCCAAAGACGACAAGGCAUCCUCGGCGUGGCGGCGGCGCACGGUGUCGAAUGCGUUCCAGCGCCUGUCCCUCCUGGGCGGUCCUCGUGAAUCACACGCGCCCCCCACGCCGCCCCUGCCAGCGCCAGCGCCGACGAACCAGGGCCCCCUGGCCGAGGUCGCUGCCGCCGCGGCGGGCGGAACGGCGACGCCCGCGUCGAACGAGGCGACAAAAGCAUCGUAUAUGUUUGAGGGUGACGAUGGGCAUGGGCUUGUGCUCCUGCACAGGCGCGUGCGACUCUCGUUCAGCCUUCCGCUUGUUCCGAGUUCGAGUCGUUCGGCGGCGAUGCAGAAUGCGCCGCAGCUGCUGCCCGACUAUGAAAGUCCGCAUAUGCGUGUGCGGCACAAGCUGAAAGUCAAGAUCCGCUUCGGGUUCGGCUCCUCGACCCUCGCGCCGAAUGUGGGUGUGCAGAGUGUGGUUAUGAGCGUGCCGGUCCGCUUCAGCGAGGCGCCGCCGGGCGAGGCGCUCGCGCAGGCGCCGCCGCUCGUGUUGCCUGCCGCGGCGCAGACGUAUGUGCCGAGUGGCGAUGCGCUCGGAUCGGCGCUCCCGAGUGCCUAUGCCCAGGCAUCGCGCUCGUCGCCGGCCAACCGUAUGGACCACGUAUACUUGCCUGCGUACACGCAGCUCUUCCGCGCGGACGGCUCACGCCUGGGCGACGACGAGGAAGUGCUGCCGCCGUAUCCUGACCAGCAGCACGUAUCUAUGGAGCCAGCCUACCCGUCGCUGUCGGCGCUCCUUGCGUCGCAGCUGCGUCUUGUCUCGGACGAGACGCGCGAAAACAAGUCGGCGGUGUCUAUGAGCGUGCUCGACGCGCUGAAUGCACACGAUGAAGAGCUGUUCAAUGUGGCAGCGCCCAUGGACGACGAGAUGAUGGACGACCAUCUCGCGGCAGACGGGGGCUUUGACGAUGACGUGGAGUUGGGCCGCGUCGCACCGAGUGCGGCGCGCUCCGUGUCGCCGCUCCUUGAGAUGCAUACGGACCCGACACGCCGCGGCUUUGGCGCGAGUCCCCUGCUCCCGAGCGAGGCGCCUGCUCCGGUGACCGUGGGCAGCGAGGCCCUGGCACCGGCGCUCUCGUAUAUGAGCCCGUCGCUGGGCGCCGUGGCGCGGCCUGCGUAG
This is a messenger RNA of Malassezia sympodialis ATCC 42132, 3030 nucleotides long. RefSeq lists its product as uncharacterized. The record is from RefSeq and is a predicted model, not a curated record. NCBI's taxonomy places the organism in Eukaryota, Fungi, Basidiomycota, Malasseziomycetes, Malasseziales, Malasseziaceae.